Messenger RNA from Microstroma glucosiphilum, 1268 nucleotides. Its product is annotated as WD40 repeat-like protein. Gene Ontology annotation, molecular function: ubiquitin binding; RNA binding. The transcript has 6 exons. Gene Ontology annotation, biological process: transcription-dependent tethering of RNA polymerase II gene DNA at nuclear periphery; RNA export from nucleus. Lineage: Eukaryota; Fungi; Basidiomycota; Exobasidiomycetes; Microstromatales; Microstromataceae. The record is from RefSeq and is a predicted model, not a curated record. The coding region runs from base 1 to 1110 and encodes 369 amino acids. Gene Ontology annotation, cellular component: nuclear pore.
AUGUCGCUGUUCGGAGGCUCCACUUUCGGCGCCGCCCGCCCAACGACCUUUGGCGGCGCAGCGACGACGACGCAGCAGUCGGCGCAGGACAAGGACAUCGAGGUGUCCCAGCCGCCCACAGAUGGAGUGAGCUCAUUGAGCUGGAGUCCAGUAGCAGACUUCCUUGCCGUCAGCUCGUGGGACAAUAAUGUUCGGGUGUAUGGCGUGGAAGGCAAUGGUACGACAUCACCCAAGGCGAUGUACUCACAUCAAGGACCCGUGUUAGACGUGUGUUGGUCAAAAGACGGUAACAAGAUCAUAUCGUGCGGAGCAGACAAGGCAGCCAGGCUAUACGAUGUAUCGACGGGACAACAAUCACAAGUGGCUGCUCAUGAUGCUCCCAUCAAAAAUCUCAGGUGGAUUGAUCAGAAUGGUGGGAUACUCGCGACCGGGAGUUGGGAUAAGACUGUCAAGUACUGGGAUUUGAGACAAUCACAGCCAAUUGCGACUGCUCAGCUGGCUGAGAGGUGUUACACAAUGGACUUUGCCUGGCCAUAUCUGGUAGUGGGAUGCGCAGAGAGGAAGAUACAAGUCUUUGACCUGAGUCAAAACCCAAGCAACGCCAUAAUGACGAUCGACUCGCCCCUGAAAUGGCAGACCAGAGUAGUGUCCUGCUUCCAGAGACAAGACACACAGCCAGCGCCUCCGGGAUACGCUGUGGGAUCCGUAGAGGGGAGGGUAGCCAUCCAAUAUGUCAAGGAAGAGAACAAGAAUCUCAACUUUUCCUUCAAGUGUCACCGCAAAGACGGGCCCACAGCCCGCGACCCACAACAGCUGUUCCCAGUUAACGCAAUCAGCUUCCACCCCAUCCAUGGCACCUUUUCCACCGCCGGCGGGGACGGCUCCAUCUCCUUUUGGGACAAGGAUUCCAAGACGCGUCUCAAGACCUUUGAGUCUAAAGGGGCACCCAUUAGCGCUACAGGUUUCAAUCACAAUGGAACCAUCUUCAGCUAUGCGGUCAGCUAUGACUGGCAUAAAGGAUGGCAAACGGCUCCUCCUGCUGGGACGCCGAAUCAGAUUUUCCUACAUGCGUGCAAGGACGAUGAGGUCAAGAGGAGGCCGAAGAAGUAGAUGGAGCGUUCUGGGGGUUAGAGUUUCUGAGAUGAGGGAAGGGACGCUGGGGCAGGAAAGGGCAAUGGAGAAUUCUCCCUUUGUACGGUCCGAUGAUUCGAUUUGCAUACAGACAUACAUACCAGUCUACGGCUAGCCUUGAAGCACUACCUGUCUGC